CCUCUGCUCCCCUGCACUGACCCGCGCAGCCUCGAACUGCCUCAACGCGCUCUCCGCCAUUCUCAGUCUCCCGUUUUAUUGCUCUAAUGGACAAAGCCAGUCGAGUAUUGGCACAAGGCCUUCCACCCAGCGUGCCUACAUCUUACCGUGUUCUAGCAGAUCAUGGCGAUGUCCCUCGCUCUACCCUCCAUUAUCGUGCAUGUAGCCGCCGCUCGAUGGAAGGUAAAGCCCAAAGUCAACACCCGUGCGAAUCAAGUUAUACCUUUCUUAGCCUUCUGCGUUACCCGCCAGCAGCCCGAAAUAGAUCGGCCACUUAAGCCACCAAGUAAGAACUGGGCUCGAGCCUUCGAGAAACGUUAUCUAGAAACGCAAGCGAGAAGGGUUAAGGCACUGGACUAGGGCCGCCACGAGAAAAACAUUUACUGGAAGAUCAUGCAUUAGUUCAAGGUAAUUAGGAGGGUGUUAUAAGACCCGGCCGUUUUAGUAGAAAAUGUUUAUAAUAUAGACAAGACUGGCGUUAUGCUAUUAAUGCUAGGCUCGGUUAGAGGAGUCAGUUCGUGGUAUC
Messenger RNA from Mytilinidion resinicola, 565 nucleotides. RefSeq lists its product as uncharacterized. The transcript is spliced from 2 exons. Lineage: Eukaryota; Fungi; Ascomycota; Dothideomycetes; Mytilinidiales; Mytilinidiaceae. Bases 163 to 399 code for a protein of 78 amino acids. The record is from RefSeq and is a predicted model, not a curated record.